AUGGCGUCCCCACAAUUCCAAGAGCCGCCGGAGUGGGAGUACGGCCUGCGGAAGUACCUCCUGCUGUUGGCCACGGUGAUGGCGACGGUGACGUACUCCGCGGGGUUCAACCCGCCGGGGGGUGUCUGGCAAGACACCGACGCUGCCGCCGGCCACCUCGCUGGCGACCCCAUCCUCCGGGCCACCAGCUACUGGCGUUACAUUACGUUCAUCUACUGCAACGCCCUUGCGUUCGUUUCAUCACUCUUUGCCAUGGUAUUGUACCUCCUCCUCGCCAUACUGCACGAGCAUGAGAAGUUGGGGGUCGGACUCAUCGUGCCGCUGCGCUCGCUCAUGGCGUCGGAUCUGCUCGGCCUCAUGUUGGCCUACGCCGCGGCGACUUGCCGGGACACGUUCACGAUCGUGUCCUGCUCGGUGAUCGUGGGCGCGGCCUUGUUGUACCUCGCGGUCUCUUGGGUGCUGGCGUCCUCCGGAGACGACCAAGACAGCAGAUCCGGCGGCGAUCUAUCUCCAAUCGUUCAAGGAAAAAAAAAAGAUCUCCAGCAGGAAGAAGGGAUCCGCAAGGUCCUGAUGGUGCUGGCGACGUUCGCCGUGAGUGUCACGUACGCUUCCGGGAUGAGCACUCCCGGUGGCUUCUGGGACACCGCGGAGGGAGGCCACCACCCGGGCUACGCGAUUCUCAGGGACCGGCACAGGGCACGCCUGAGCGCGUUCUUCGUGUGCAACACCGCGGCUUUCGUCGCGUCCCUGCUUGUCCUCGUGAUGCUACUCUUUCAGAAACUUCGCCUGCGCGCUGCCUCUCGCGGGACGUAUGGAUGCAUCCUGGUCUCGCUGGUCGGCCUCGUCGGGGCGUACGCCGCCGGCAGCUCCAGGGGCGUUGGCGCCACGGCGUAUGUGCUCGUUCUGCUGAUUGUUGCUGCCGGUCUGUCGGAGCGGACGCUCAUCAAGUCCGCGCGCAACCUUGUUCUAUUGCUCGCCACUUUUGCCACGGCCAUCACUUACCAAGCGGGGCUGCACCCGCCGGGUGGCCUUUGGCAGCAGGACAGCCGGGACGGGCACUUGGCCGGCGACCCGAUCCUCUUGGCGACGAACGCUAGGCGGUACAACGCCUUUUUCUACUGCAAUUCGAUUGCCUUCGUGGCCUCCUUGGCCAUCAUUAUCAUAUUGCUGGAGAAAUGGUUGCUUAAGUUCAACGUGCUGACGGCAGCCCUUAUGCUGGAACUGUUUGGCCUGGUCGGCGCAUACGCCGCCGGGAGCUGCAGGGACGUAAGCACCUCCAUAGAUGUCAUGGCCAUGGCGGCGGCCGUCAUGGUCUACGUGGUGAUCCAUGUUAUCUUCUUCCCGCCGCCAACGCUGGACCACAGAAACGAUGAUGAGCGUGAGUUGGUUCGCAAGACACGCAAGCUGCUAUACCUAUUGGCAACCUUGGCCACGACCCUCACUUACCAAACGGGGCUGACCCCUCCGAGCGGCUCCUGGCCGUCCGGGCAGCACGCAGGCGACCCGGUACUCCUGGACAACCGUCCACGCCGCUACAAGAUCUUCUUCUACUGCAACUGCCUAACCUUCACGCUGUCCAUGGCCAUCAUGAUUCUCCUCGUGAACCCUCAUCUGUACACGCCGGCCAUACAAAGCCACGCGCUAUCAGUUUGCAUGGUGGCGGGCUUGUCUGCUGUGACGGGGGCAUACGCCGCCGGGAGCACGCAGGAUUUUAAAACAUCCCUCGGCGUCUUGCUGCCGCUGGCUCUUGUCAUCUCAACUCUAGGCGUAUUUUUUGUGUUGAAGGUCAUGGAAAAAAGACGAGGACAAGAAGUAAACAUGUGGAAGGAGUUCGAGGAUAGCCAGCGGCUGGCCACACCACCAACAGAAGACGAUGUCAGAACCAAGGAUCUGCAUGCCACGCGCAAAUACCUGAUGCUGCUAGGAGUCCUGCUGGCCAGUAUCACGUAUCAGGCCGGCCUAGAUCCGCCGGGCGGGAUUUGGCAGCACAGCGGUGACGGGCACGACGCGGGCAACCCAGUCAUGCAGCACAACAGGAGGCGGCAGUAUCUCGCCUUCUUCUACACCAACUCCACUUCGUUCGGAGCCUCCGUGAUUGCCAUCGCUGUUCUGCUGCAUCAGUGGCUGCAGAAUGACGAGGGCUGGACUGGGUAUCAACGCAGGGUAAUGUACACCAUCAUUGAGCUGGAUCUGCUCGCUCUCCUAGGGGCCUACGUAGCAGGCUCUAGCAGGGACUGGAAACCGUGGCUAUACAUCCUGGCCCCGGCUAUUAUCAUCCCCAUCCCGGCCGUCCUUGCAAUCUCGGCGAUGCGGCGCCCACGCCGACGACGUCCUCCGCCUCCAGGACUGCAAAUAUGA
Molecule: messenger RNA, 2358 nt
Organism: Panicum virgatum (switchgrass)
Lineage: Eukaryota; Viridiplantae; Streptophyta; Magnoliopsida; Poales; Poaceae
Exons: 2
Coding region: 1-2358 (785 amino acids)
Source: RefSeq, a predicted model, not a curated record